AUGUUUACUGAUUCCUUUCUCUGUCCUCUGCUAGAACAGUGCCGGGAGGCUAAGGCAGAAGCGUACAAAGCCCUUACCAAGGCAGGUUAUGUUAACUGUUUCUUUUGGGAGCAGCCGAUUGUAUCGGGUAACCAUGAUUCUUUUCAAAAGCAGAGUCGCCUCUACUGGAUGAGGCGCAUCGGCCACCGAAUUGGCGGACCGUCCGUCGCAGAAGCUAUGAUUCGGGGCCGAGGUGUUUCUCUCAUUCUUAUAUCCAUCGAACUGAUAUUAGCGUACAGACCUGUUGCGUCGGAUAAUAUGGACCCAGCCGCUUUUCAUUUAGAAGCUUCGGCCUUUUCCCUCCGCCAACGCGCAAUGGUGAUCCAUGUCAAGGAGGUCUUGGUGUGGUACGAUUAUGGUGCGCUGAAGAAGUGCGUUCCGGAGGACAGGUAUAUCCAGGCUGUCUGGAACAAAGAACCUGCUGGCUCAAAAAUAGAGUCUGGGCAGUAG
Desarmillaria tabescens is the source of this 489-nucleotide messenger RNA. RefSeq lists its product as uncharacterized. NCBI's taxonomy places the organism in Eukaryota, Fungi, Basidiomycota, Agaricomycetes, Agaricales, Physalacriaceae. The record is from RefSeq and is a predicted model, not a curated record. The transcript is spliced from 3 exons. Bases 1 to 489 code for a protein of 162 amino acids.